AUGAGAGUUUCUAUGGAAAUUACAAACAAGGGUCAACAGAAAAAUCAAUGCGAGAUUUUACAGGACAAAGAUGAAAUAAAGGCAUAUCUGGACUACAAUUAUAUCUCUUCUAUGGAAGCUUGUUGGAAGAUAUUUAAGUUUGACAUGUAUUGCAGAGAGCUAGAUGUUGAAAGUUUGCCAUUCCACUUAGAGAACGAACAAACAAUUGUUUUCGAUCCAACUACAUCAAGAAUUGCUGCAUUUCUGUUAUCUGGUGGAAGAACAACACAUUCAUGUUUUCGAAUUCCUUUAGAUAUCACCGAGGAAAGUACAUGUGAUAUCAAAAAGAGGACACAAUUGGCAAAACUACUUGCACAAACAGCUUUGAUCAUUUGGGAUGAAGCACCCAUGGCAAACAUGUACUACUUUGAAGCUCUUGAUAGAACUCUGAAAGAUAUUUUGUCUAAAAAAAAUCAAUCAAACAUAGAUAGAAUAUUUGGAGGCCUCACCGUUGCCCUGGGUGGUGAUUUCAGACAGAUUCUACCAGUUAUACCAAAAGGGAAAAAACAUGACGUAAUAGAGGCCUGUUUAUCGUCAUCUUCCCUUUGGAAACAUGUAACCGUGUUAACACUUACAGAGAACAUGAGGUUGAAGACAACUUGGUGA
This is a messenger RNA of Pistacia vera, 645 nucleotides long. RefSeq lists its product as uncharacterized. Gene Ontology annotation, biological process: telomere maintenance; DNA repair. Gene Ontology annotation, molecular function: DNA helicase activity. NCBI's taxonomy places the organism in Eukaryota, Viridiplantae, Streptophyta, Magnoliopsida, Sapindales, Anacardiaceae. The transcript has 3 exons. The record is from RefSeq and is a predicted model, not a curated record. The coding region runs from base 1 to 645 and encodes 214 amino acids.